This is a messenger RNA of Guyanagaster necrorhizus, 999 nucleotides long. RefSeq lists its product as uncharacterized. Gene Ontology annotation, biological process: post-translational protein targeting to endoplasmic reticulum membrane. Gene Ontology annotation, cellular component: TRC complex. Lineage: Eukaryota; Fungi; Basidiomycota; Agaricomycetes; Agaricales; Physalacriaceae. The transcript is spliced from 7 exons. The coding region runs from base 149 to 838 and encodes 229 amino acids. The record is from RefSeq and is a predicted model, not a curated record.
CUCAUUGAACAUUGAGCAAAGAUAAUAAAUUCGCUCAGGGAUCAACAUCGGCUUCAUUGCUACGCAUUCUCCAAGUCCAGAUCCUUUCAAUUUCCGCCACAUUCAAGUCCAUUCCUUUCUUAUCAAGGAUACCUUUCCAGCGCCAUCCAUGUUCGCCGGGUUCCAUUCCAUGACACAAACAGACGCCGAGCUAGCCACUCUGUCGUUGCAUGAAGAGCGCGACUAUCGAUUCACGUCCUUCUCCGCAUCCGAUGCUGUCACUUUGGGCUUGUCGAUCCGAAAAAGAUUCCGCGGCUCUUCACGCCAUGUCAAGGGCAAGGGCCUAGUGAUAUCGAUUCAAACCAUUGCGGGGCACACCCUUUUCUCCUGUACAGUCGGCGAUCUAGGCCACCCUGAUGGUGUAGGCGACGUCAGUCUAGAUAGUUGGGCCUGUCUGGAGGGGAUGGUCAGUGUCGUACGCAGGACGGGUCACUCGAGCUUCUACGUUGAGAAAUCGAUGAGUGCAAUGGGCAAGACACCCAAGCAGAUGGGUAUUCAAGGCGAUUUUCGUGUAAAUGGAGGAGCGUUUCCUAUAUGGUUACAGAAUGCACCCUGUUGUCCCAUUGGUGUAGUCGCUUGUUACUCGGGCUCUUCACAAGACGACCAUACCUUGGUCGUGCACACUGUCCGCGAUUAUCUGGCCAAGCUCAUGAGGCCAGCGGGUGCCGGGACAACAGCACCAGAGGCUAUCCCUCCAAUGGUCAACGUUCCACCUCCCGAUGUUAACCGCGAAAGCAAUGACUGGGAACAUGCAACCACCGACUAUGGGCUCUCAGAAGCACCCUAUUCACACACUUGAAUGCUUAGAUCUAUUGGUUGGCCUACUGACCAGCAGGACAAUUGCAUUUUGGCAAUGUCGUGGGGGGGCUGGGCACUUCGAAAUGAGGACCAAAUAAAUUGUAUAAAUGGAGGAUACAUAAGAUUUUAGAUCAUGAAAAUAUAUUUCUAACAGAAAUUCAC